CGUUGCAACGUUUUGUCAAAGUGUUCCCGCAAACUCACGAAGACUUAUUUGACAAAUCAGUGAGUGAUCGCUACAUGCACUCAGGUGCAUUCUAAAACAUACGUGCAUUUCGAAAGACUUGUAUUUUGUACCGUAAACGUCGCAUUCCGCUACAAAAGAUCGAACCGACGAGAACCCGGUCAGAAUCUAUAGGAAAAAUUAAAAUGCAAACCUAUGUUAAAAUAAUUUCACGACCUCGUGAAUGAAAUAGAUAUAAAUUUAGCAGAAUUUUUCUCGUAUCGAGACGGAUCUUUUUUACCUCUUAUUAUCGUAGAUGCAAUUACCGCGGCAAAGAGAACAAAUUUUCACCUGUUGAAUACCAGAGUAUAUCAGGGGCAACACUCGGGAACUUUGCCUACUUCAUAAUCUGAGGUCGUGCAGGGGGUCGGAGGUGUUUGAUCAAUUUCUCGAUCCCAGUUACAGUAACGUUCGAUAAAUUUCAAGAUAAAUUCCGGUCAGAUGGAAAAUCAACUGGAAAGUCGCAACGAAGGGUGUGGAGACUGUAGUGUAGAUUAAGUCGCGAGUGAAGAAAUAAAAGAUUUUCGCACGAACUGACAAUCGAUAGACUUUAACUCCGAUAAAAAAAAAAAAAAAAAACAGGAGGAACGAUUUUACGGAAGUGUGUUCGAAAUACAAACGAUAUUAUACCAGUUCUGUAUACCUACCCUCGUUCUAAACGAUGGAAAAAAGCCUGGGACACGAAGCUCAAAUCCCUCUGAAUUCGGGUCAUCCACAAAUUCUAGGACCGAUCGACCAGAAUGGGAACGAAAAAUUUCCGCCAGGCAACAAACAAAAUUUCGAGAACAAAACAGUGACAUGGAAACAGCAAGGGUCCAAUUCCAGAGGGGUCUUUGCGCAGUGCCUUGUGACGGGAGCAGUUUUAAUACUGACGGUGGGAUGCGGUAUGCCGAUAGGAUUCAGCGCGAUACUUCUUCCGCAAUUGGCGGAAACGAAUGGAACGAUGCACGCGGACGAGGAACUCGGAUCAUGGAUCGCAUCGGUACACAGUCUAGCGACACCGUUCGGUGCCUUACUUUCCGGUCCUUUAAUGGACGCGAUUGGGAGGCGAGGAUCGCUCCAACUGUCCGUAAUUCCGUUGGCGGUAGGAUGGAUCAUUAUGGGCUUGGCACCAAGUAUAGCUGGGAUAAUAGCCGGCAGACUGGUAUCGGGAGUCGGCGUUGGUAUCGUCAUCGUACCUUCUCAGGUCCUGCUAGGUGAAAUAGCAGAUCCCAAGCUACGGGGCGCCCUUGUUGGUACCCCUUUCGCCGCCUACAGUGCCGGAAUUCUGUUGGUGUACGCCUUGGGGGCAAAAUUCAUAUGGAAAACGGUGGCGUUUUACGCUCUCGUACCCCUUGUACUCGGCAUCGUCGCUCUCAGCCUCUGUCCCGAGAGCCCGGUUUGGUUGGUGAGGCGACGAAGAACCGAAGCUGCUAAAAAAGCCCUCGCAUGGUUCCGCGGUUCCGACAUGAAGCAGGUGGAAGCGGAAAUGGCUCUUUUGGAAUCUAGAGCGCGAGUAGACAUCGCCCGUAUAUCGACUACCGUCACACUGCGAGAGCAGGUUUCUUCGGCUCUCUCGAAUAUCAAGAACCCGGGAGUUCUGAAACCCUUAGCUAUAAUAAACAUAUUCAAUGUUCUGCAAGUAUUAGCCGGUACCUACUUGAUCGUGUUUUACGCGGUGGAGUUCAUCAGCGGAAUCGGGAGUGAAGGGGUCGACCACUAUCUCAUAGCCGUGAUAACAGCGGUGGUUAGAUUCGUCUUUUGUCUGAUAAGUAGUAUCCUGUUGCUCCACACGGGGAGAAGAGCCUUGGGAAUUAUUUCCGGCCUCGGAACGGCUUUGACUUCUCUUGUCACGGCUGGAUACAUGCUGGCGAGAAAAGGAGAGCUCUCGACUGACAUGGAUCUCUACGUUAUGGGGACCUGUAUAAUACUGUACGUAUGCGCCAACACGGUGGGUCUCAUGUGUCUCCCGGGAAUCAUGGUGGGUGAGCUUUUGCCUCUACGAGCCCGAGGUAUAGGAGGCGGGUGCACGUUCUUCUUAUUUCACUUGACUUUGUUUGGAGUGACAAAGGUGUACCCGGAGGUGAAGGGUGCGGUGGGACUGACGGGAAUUUUCACGAUAUUCGGUGCGUCGGCACUUCUGGAAGCGGUUUUCGUCUACGUAGCUCUGCCGGAGACAAAGAGUCGCACUCUCGAAGAAAUCGAAGACUAUUUCCAGGAGGGAAACAUGCUGUGGGUUACGAGACAGAGAGAGCCAAAAAUAAACCCCGCGAAUGCCGCUUCAACGCAUAAAAGUUCUCCGUAAUUCUAGUUUUAAAUAUUUUCAAGGGAUUCUCACACAUCUGUAUUAUGUAAAUAGACGCGAUUGUAUUAUUAUUUUUUUUUUUUUCCAUUUGUUUAAAUGAUUGAUUAAUUUAUAGGUAGAAAAUUGUAAGAUAUUACGGUGCUGGGCAAAAAUAUAGACUCAACCAUAGAUUUGAACAUACUUACCAUGUAAUUAAAGUAAAAUAUUAACUUGUAAUAUGAAAACUGUAGGGUAAAACGUUCUCGUUAUUGAUUUAUAAUCACUUUUAUUUUGGGUAUUCUUAUUACGUAAUAAUUUUAAAGGGUUGUUUGUGUGACGGGUGUGAACUGUGACGCAAGUAAGACUUGGAUAUCUCAGAGGGUGGUUAAAACAUUCUCGAAAGAGGGAAUUGAAAAUUGUGGCAAGGAAAAACGAUCGGGGCGACCUUCUCGAUAUUCUUCUACCGUGAAACGAGCAGUUUUUCGACAACUUUCCAAAGCAGGAGUGUCAUCGUCAAGUCUGGUGCGCGAAUUCAACCCUGGUACGAUAUGGAUGAAACGAUAAUGGGGAGAGAAAAAAUGUGACGAUAUUUUUUUUUGAUUAAACAAUUACUUUUUUACCUA
Messenger RNA from Athalia rosae (coleseed sawfly), 2943 nucleotides. Its product is annotated as facilitated trehalose transporter Tret1-2 homolog. Lineage: Eukaryota; Metazoa; Arthropoda; Insecta; Hymenoptera; Athaliidae. Gene Ontology annotation, molecular function: transmembrane transporter activity. The coding region runs from base 719 to 2341 and encodes 540 amino acids. Gene Ontology annotation, biological process: transmembrane transport. The transcript is spliced from 10 exons. Gene Ontology annotation, cellular component: membrane. The record is from RefSeq and is a predicted model, not a curated record.